GUUGAUGUUGAAGGACUUGCGUCUGGCGCUACAAUCUGCGACAGAGGCAGGCGCUGCCAUGCCUCUGGGUGCGGAGGCCCAUGCAGUGUACAGCUUGAUGUGUUCGCAUGGCUAUGAGAGCAGAGACUUUUCCGCUGUGUACAAAUUCCUGACCGGUGGGCACGUAGGCAGCGACGAUGGGGAUUUAAAAUGA
Ostreobium quekettii is the source of this 193-nucleotide messenger RNA. The record is from the annotation of a GenBank genome assembly. Lineage: Eukaryota; Viridiplantae; Chlorophyta; Ulvophyceae; Bryopsidales; Ostreobiaceae.